AUGGAAAUUGCAACUCAAAAUUCAUUAGAUCGCAGCAUAUUAGUGUCCGUCAAUACAAUGCGUGAGAUAUUACAUGAAGAAAAAAUAUCUGUCUCAGAUUGUGGUAGUUGGAGAUCAGUCUGCUGUAAGUGUUCAAUUACCGCGUGCACAAAAUAUUUGUACAGGUGUCCACUUGAAUUACGCAUGAAAUCAACAUCUGGCCAAGGAUAUGCAACAAUACGUUCAAAAGCGCCUGAUGAACUGAAAAUCACAGAUUUUAAUGAUAUAUCAAAGGAUGUGUUAUCACCGUUUAAAUUAACAAAUGAUUCAAUACAUGGAAUCAAUGUUGAUUGUUUAUUUAAAUAUCCGGAUAGUUAUUUAACUAAAUUGGUUGCGGAAGGUGGUAUAUCAGUCGAUGGCCAUCGUCAAAAUUUACUGAUAAUAGAUGAAGAGCCUUCAAUAUUUGAAUCAAUAUUAACAUAUUAUCGUUAUGAUAAAUGGUUAUUACUACCAAAACAGUUUGAAUCGCUUGAGAAAUUAAUUAUUGAAAAAUAUAAAUUGCCAAGUGAUUUGUAUAAAAGGAAACUCUCCGUUGUAGUUCAAGUCCCAUUUUAUGUGAUCGUCCAAGGUAUUGAUGCUGUGGGUGGCAGUAGUAGUCGACCUAGAAAAACAAUCACAGAACCAGAGCCAUUUCAUAUACCAGAAUUAAGAAAUUGUCCGUAUUUUAAAUAUUAUAAUAGACGGAUGGAAAAUAUUAGUUACUCAUCCUACAUCGAAAUUGUUAAUUAUUUAUGUUCGAAUGGUUAUACAAUUGAAAAAUGGGACGAUGAAAAACAUGUUGUUAAAAUGAAAAAAUUAGAAAAAAUUGACGAUGAAGAAUGA
Messenger RNA from Didymodactylos carnosus, 861 nucleotides. The record is from the annotation of a GenBank genome assembly. NCBI's taxonomy places the organism in Eukaryota, Metazoa, Rotifera, Eurotatoria, Philodinida, Philodinidae.